Molecule: messenger RNA, 3690 nt
Organism: Parastagonospora nodorum SN15
Lineage: Eukaryota; Fungi; Ascomycota; Dothideomycetes; Pleosporales; Phaeosphaeriaceae
Exons: 4
Coding region: 1-3690 (1229 amino acids)
Biological process (GO): protein polyubiquitination
Molecular function (GO): ubiquitin protein ligase activity
Source: RefSeq, a predicted model, not a curated record
AUGAGCGCGCCAGAGCUUCACCACGCGCGAGCAGCCUCACGUAGUGUCUCGACCACAAGCUCAGCCUCGACCUUGACUGCACAACCGUCGCCAAGAACCGUGUCGGGCCUGGAGCGUGAUAUCGUUGAUGCGGCAGACACAAGCCGCGUGCUGGAAUGCUCGCAGGUCGAAAGACAGCUAGGCUUCCAGCGCCUUGUGCGCCAACGUGAAGCUGACACCCUCAGCUACUUGUCGCAGAUACUCCAUGGCUGUAAGAGCGCCUACUGUACCACGCCCACGUGCCUCUCGUGCCAAAAGCGCAAUGCCCCUCGGCCCGUUCGCCCCCCAACCCAGCUGACUGCGCGCGCCCUUGCCCACUACCUAGCCAGACACGAUGACCCACGCCGAGGACUCUGUCCGCACGAGCUCAGAGUAGAGCCUGAUUCUCUGCAGAUUGAUGGCGCCGUAGGUGCGCGCCUCCACCAAGCUCGAGAUGGAACUAGACAGUUUAGUCUAUAUCCGUCUGCGCUGGGCGUGGCAGAUGCACAGCAUACAUCUGCAAGUAGGGUGGAUGCGUUACAUCAGGUGGGGACUGUCACGCUUCAGGACUCGCCACGUGCUCAACAGCACGUUGUGGACGCCGUCAAGAGUCGGCAGCAGACGCGCAAGGACAGAAAGUCGUUGUCUCAGAAUCUCUACGACAGUGUCUCCAUGAUAUAUGCCUACUCGAAGCAGUUGCCUAGCUCUACGUCAUUAUUCCAGUCACUGCAAUCAUCAAGCUCACCACCACAAAAUGAUGCCGCACUUUCCAGUCUCCCCGACGCCAAGUGGCCCACGUUUGCAGAGAGCAGUUCCCACGUCACGUCUGCUCCGUUUGCGAACGGCUUCCCGGUCACACCGCCUGUGAAUAUGCCUGCAUCCCCUGAUCGUCAACAUCCACAAUCCAACGGCCAUGUCCGUGCACCAUCUGCUUCUUCCCCGAUUCUCAGCGAUGGCCAGCAGGUCCAUCGCAUUCCAUAUCACGUUCGCGGCUCCCCGAAGCCGGGCAAAUCGAGCAAAGUAACUCAGACUUCCAUUGACGGAACUAUCGACCCGCCAAGAUUAUCAAUUGCAAAGACAAGAAAAAAGUCACAUUCACCCGAGAGAGACGUUCCAGGAAUGGGGCGGACCACCUCACCAAGUUUCGUGCCCAAAGGUGCUGGAAGGGGGUCACCACCUGUUAUCCGUGCUCCCAUCGCCAUUCCAGUCUUGUCGACCUUGAGCUGCAGCUCGCUGGAAGCACUCAAGGACGAUGUAUACGGCCAUCGUAAGGAUCAGUUGCCAGACAACUUCAACUUCUCCGUGGAUUAUGACGCAAACCGUCAUUUUCAGCACUCUACACCGUUUGCCAAUAGAUCGUUGUUCUACACGCUCAGCGACCCUGAAACUCUGCUGAAGUCAUUUCGUGACCCCAGCAAAGCCUUCGAGAAGUCGCCGCUUUCGCACCUUGACUCAGCUCGUUUGACUCACUCAUUCCGGGAUUGGAAUCGCCAUAACGGCGCCCUCGUGUUCGAUAGUCUCUGGAUCGCCUUAAAAGCUCUCUUUACGCCUCCACCUGAGCUCACCGUACAAAAGAGUCCACGUUUGGUACCCUCGCGCAAAGGGGCAUCCGCAAAUAAUCCCACCGAUCGAGACAGCCAAGAUGCACCUUCUGCAUCAAGGAAACAGCGUUAUCUCGACAACGCCGAGGCUGCACACAUUGUCAUGAUUUGCAUCCAUGCUCUGACCUCUUCGGUGUCUGUGGGAUGGCCCCAUACUUGGGCUCAGUUGCGGAAGCUGAGAGCCUGGGGCAUCAUUCUACCAGACGCUGCUCCCAAUAACGAUGACUAUAUACACCCAUAUCUCACCAUCAUAGACGAUCUUGAAUACGAGCCCGCGAUUCGUCUCGCUGAGCAUUUGUUACGCGCCAUCGGCGCCCGUACGUGCUUUGAGCGGAUCUUAUCAACCACCAAGAAGCAGACAGAGAAUCGCGAAGAUGAUGAUAGUACCGCUUCACUCAUGGAAAUUGUUGUGCAGCAUCUGGAAAUAGUCGAACGUGUUGCUCUUGCUACCAAGCGUCGCAUGACGCCUAACGGAGGCCAAUCUGACGAUCCUGGCUGGACUGUAUCUUCUGUCCUUCUCGAAUGGCUGAAGACACUGAUAACAAAAAGAUGGGAUAGCAAGCUUGCGAUCAACAAGUGGACAAGUGUUGGAUCCGCAGUUCUUCUCCUUGACAAGCUCUACCAUUCACGCCCCAGCCUCAGACUACGCCCAGAAAUGUUUGAGAUACCCUUCUUCAAUGAGCGGUUUGAUGCAGUGGAAGAACCGGUCAAGUUCCUUGACUGGGAAGAACAGCCAAACACCCUUCACAUUCUUCAGUAUCCAGCUCUGUUUCCCGAGGAGUAUCUCGUGAGGUACUUCCGCACAAUCAACUUUACUAGUAUGAUGGAACAGUAUAAUCAGACCAUACGUACUAGGCAGAUGCGAGGGCUGCUCCAGAUGUUUCUGCGAGAUCCGCACAAUUGGUUGAUUAAGAAUAAGAUGAAAGUCACGUUAAGCGACUAUCUGUUCCUAAAUGUCAGCCGCGAGAAACCGCUCAAGGACACGCUAGAUCAGCUCUGGGGCCUCGAGAAGCGGAUGCUGUUGAAACCUUUGAAGGUACAGAUGGGGGCUGAAGAGGGCGAGCUCGGACAAGAUCACGGUGGCGUCACAUACGAAUUCUUCAGAGUUGUGCUCAGCGAGGCAUUCAAGCCAGACCAUGGCAUGUUCACUCUCGAUCCCCAGACGCGCAUGACAUGGUUCCAGCCCGGCACUCUAGAACCUGUCUGGAAGUUUGAAAUGCUCGGCAUGAUCUUCAGUCUCGCGGUAUACAACGGCAUCACCCUUCCCGUCACCUUCCCCCAUGCCUUUUACCAGUUUCUACUCCACGGGGUAGCGCCCCUACGUGCCACCAACCUCCACAACAUCCGCGACUGCCUCGACCUCGUCGCAGACGGCUGGCCCGAGCUCGCAAAAAGCUUCGGGCAACUCCUCUCCUUUGAAGGCGAUGUCGCCGACAUCUUCAUGCGCGAAUACGUCUUUAGCUACGACGUCUUCGGGCACCGCGUCGACCACGACAUGGACGAACCAUACACGCAGCCCGGCUCUCCACCACUCACAUCCACACCAAAAGAGCCGAAAAUGGUCACCAACAAAAACAGAGCGCAGUUCAUUUGGGAUUACCUCAAUCAUCUGACUUACCUCUCGGUGCAACCGCAACUCCACGCUUUCAAGCAGGGCUUCUACGCGUGUCUGAACACAAAGGCUAUCGCACUCUUCACCCCAUACACGCUGCGCCAUCUCGUCGAGGGCGAGCAGCACAUCUCCAUACCCGCGCUGCGCCGUUGUGCGCGCUAUGAAGACGGGUACUCGGCAACUCACCCCACCAUCAUCACCUUCUGGCGCAUCGUGGAGCAAUACAGCCAAGACGAUUGUCGCAAGUUGCUCGAGUUCGUCACGGCGUCGGAUCGCGUGCCGGUGACGGGGUACGAGGGAAUUACGUUUCAUAUCAAAAGAGUGGGCGAUGGAGAUAUGCUGCCGACGAGCUCGACGUGCUUUGGGAGGCUGUAUCUCCCGGAGUAUGAGACGGAGGAGAAGAUGGGGAGUAAGCUGCUGUUGGCGAUUCAGAAUUCCAAGGGGUUUGGGGUUGUUUAG